CGCGCGGGGCGCGGCUGCUUCCGCGCCCUCCCCCGGGCGGCGGAGCCGGCGGCAGCGGCAGCGCGGGGCCGGGGAGGCCGUCCCGGGCUGGGCCGGGCAGGCCAGGCCGCCCCGCUGGCGGCCGGGAAGUAGCAGGCGGCGGGGCAGCGGCUCCCGGCGGCAGCGCCGUGCGGGGGUGGGUGUCUGCCCCGGGCCCGGCCCGUCCGAGGGGCGCCCCGCCGGGCCCUGCCGCUCAGGCUCCGCGCCCGCCUGGCUGUUGAGUCGCCCCGAUGCGGAAAGCGGGCCCCGAGCCCGGCGGUGCCCGGCCGGGGUGCGGGGCGGCCCGCGGAGCUCGGCCGCGCUGGGAGCGGCCCCGCGCUCUGCCCCGGGCGGGCGCUGCCCCCGCCAACCCGCGGCUGCGGUUACCGGUGCGGCGUUCCAAUAAAGAUUUGCGGGAAGGCUCCGUAUCGGUGGCUUCUCCGAGUCAUGAAAGUCAAUCCCACGGUUCACUGACACUUUUUUUGAGUACACGUGGCUGAAAAAUGUCGCGUAUUCGAGGGGCGGCGGUCGGUGCCCUCAGGUUUUGGGGCGUGGGGGCCUCGGGCUGGUGUGGAAUCCCCCGCCAGCCCGAGUCAGGGCUGCGCGCCCGGCUCUUGGCUCUGGGACGAGCGGGGUUUCGUCCGUCCUGCUGCUGCUUCCAUAAAAGUACAAGAGCUGUGUGUGUGCAGGCCUCUCCGGCUCCUGAGGUUUCAGAAGGAACCUGAGAGCCCGGGACUUCUUGUUUGUUCCGUGGCUGCAGGAAUGGAUGCAGUGAAGAGGUGUGUUGGUGCUGAGGCCUGAGUCUUGUCAAUCAGUUGGAACAUUUUCAGUUGGUUGAAUGAUUACGCCGCAUCAGAUGGAAGGACUGUUCAUCUGUCACUUGGGAUGUUUCAAGGAUUUUUAUGUGCGGAGGAAUUGAGAUGUAUUAAAUGUUAUAUUGGCCAUAACAGCAGCAGGAUGUAUAAGGAACGUUGUUUUAACUAUUAAAGGGCAUAAUGCAGAAUCCUUUAACUUUUUCUGCAGUCUAUUUUAGAUGGCAUAAAAGGACUCCUAUGUAGACAUAAUUAUGUUAUUAUUUAAAAAAUAAAGGACAAAAAAGGUGGUGUUUUUUUGCAUGCUAAUCCUGCAGAGAAACAUUGUGUCCAACAAAAUAUGCUGGGUCAGCAAAGCCAAGAAACUUGUGCUGGAAAGACAGUAUCCACAGAUAAACAAAAAUCACCUGCGGAUGUAAUACAAGGUUUUCAGAAGAAAAGUCAGUUCAGGACCAUUGCUCCAAAAAUGGUACCAAAAAUGUUAACAUCUGGAUUGGUUUCUUGUCUUCAGUCAUCUUUGCCUGAGCAAAACACACCAAUUUCAGCUCUGGGUUCUAAACCACUGGUGGUACCAACUCACAACUAUGCUGUCAUGCAGGUGACUGGUCAUGAGGGGACUUUCUCUCUGCUUGCCUUGCCAUAUGUUGCCCCUGCCCUAACACAGCGAGUCCAGCAGUCCAAGGUGCCCCCUUCUGAAAACCUAAAGCUGCCUAUCCCCAGGUACCAGUCUGUAAAAAACAAAUUGCUGAGAGACAAAAAAGCGGCACAAUUCUCUGCUCUGGGCGCACAUAACAAGAUCCCUGCCAAAGCAUCGACCUCGUCACAGACUCCCCCCGUGACUACCUUAGUUGAAGACUGUCCUGAAACGCAUUCUAGUUCAGAUUCAGCUGAGCAAAUGUUGCUAACAGGUCGUGACUCAGCUGAGAUUACAGUUGCCACAUUAGUAAAUAAAAGCAAUUGUGUGGAAUCUGCAUCUCCUUUAUUGAACACAACUGAAAUUGCUAACGGUAAUGUUUCUGGACCAUCUGUAGUAAAGGAAUCUUUAUCCAAGCCAGUAAGUACAGUUAAUCCCAUGAAACUAAAUCUACGUUCUGUGAAGACAACAUCUGAAACCACAAGAGAGUCAUUCAUAAUGUCUGAGAAACUAAAGCAAAAACCCACAAAUUUUGCAAAUUCUGUUGCUGUCCUGUCACCAGCAGUUUUUGGCAGUAAAAUUCAAAUGACUCCAUCAGCACCAAAAGGAAAACUUCCUAUUUUGCCUUACUCAAGGAUGAAAAAUUCAGUGUUCUGUGAAUCUAAGCAGAAUACUAAUGUUUCGGACGUAUCUGGUCCUUCGCUAAGAUCUGAGUGUGAGAAGAUACGACCUUUGGCAAAAACCUUUCAUGUUCCUACUGAAGCCUCUGAGAAGCCAUUAGCUGUAUCAUUUACACAAGUCCCCAGACAAACCACUCGAGAAAAUACCUUCUCUCCCUCCAAUAAAGUGGAUGUUGACAGUCUUAAAAAAUUGAACGGUGCUGCCGCUAAAAGAAGAAGCAGGAAAAGAAGAGGCCCAGAUGAUUUAUUAGCUUUUCAGACCAAGCGAAAGAAAUGCAUCAUUAAUAAGAUCAGAGAAGGAAGAGAGAGGGCGAAAGCUGAUCUGCAGCCACCUGAAGACAAAAAUGCAGAAACUGUGAAAAAAUACCGUAGCAUUAGACCAAAACCAGUGGUAGUUGUGCAGGCUUUUGCACCACUGACUUCUGCAGCAAUAGUAGGGACACCAUCUCCUGGCCAUUUAGACCAAGAUAUUCUUCUAAAUAGUUCACUUCCCAACAGAUAUUUAAGUUACAAGCCUAGUGAUGCUACAUCAGCUAAAUCAAGUGAUUUAAAUAGAAAUGCUUGUUCAGCCGCCCCUAAGCUGUCACAUAAAUGUCAUGUUUGUAACCACAUCUUCCAGUUCAAGCACCAUCUCCAGGACCACAUGAACACACACACGAAGAAGCGGCCGUACAGCUGCCGGGUUUGCCGCAAGGCCUACAUCCACUCGGGGAGCCUGAGCACGCAUAUGAAGCUUCAUCACAAUGAAGGCAAACCCAAAAAACUUGUGUGCUGUGAAUUCUGUGCUAAGGUUUUUGGCCAUGCUAAAGUGUAUUUUGGUCACCUAAGAGAAGUGCACAGGGUUGUUAUCAGCACAGAGCCCUCUACUAGCGAGCAACAGCUGCAAGAUGCAUUGAAGAAGAGAGACACAAAUAUAAAAGAAACAGAAGAAGCAAUGGAGAGGGGAAAUAAGUGCAAUUUUGAGGACCUGUUCCAUAACCCAGGAGAAGUGAAAUUACAGAUCAAAUGUGGUCGAUGCCAAUUUAUUGCACAGUCUUUUGGUGAAAUGAAGUUCCACUUAUUGUGCUCUCAUGGAGAAGAGAUUCAGGGAAGAGUAAAGGAAGGGGCUUUGCAAGGAAAUAGAGGAACUAAGGGGGGGAAGAUCAAGCAUGCAGCCCACUUCUGGAAACAGCGCAGUGAAAGAAGACAUCUAGCAAAAUGCAGUGCCCAUGAGGAGAAGUUUUAUACUCUUCCAAAACUGAAAAGACAGAUGUACUUUCACCAUCAAAAUAAUGUUGAUAUGUUAUCUAAAAGUGAACUGGCUCAGUCAGGAAGUGGCCAAGCAGCCAAGGAGAUUCAAAAUGUAGGUUUUGGUACACCAAGCAAAAAACCAGAAAUUUGGUCUAAAGUGGGCUAUAACUGCAUUUUAUGCAAACAGUUAUUUGGAAGAAAAGAGGAUCUUCAUAACCAUUGGCAGAGUCAUCAUAACUGUGAAGACCCGUCCACUUUAUGGACAAUUUUUAGUUUGUUAUCAAAACAAGGAAUUAUUGAACUUUGUAAUAGUGGUGAAUGUUGAACUCAAGUCUACAGUGCUAGGAAAAACAUCAACUACCUUACCAAAUUGUUUGUGGUUUUUGCUGUGUUGCUAAACUAACUCAAGAGAUGUAUCACUUCAGAGGUUGGUUUUGUGCAUUUUUUGGGGAUUUUUUAAGUUAUGCUAGCUUUUAUUUAGUUGAAUAGAAAAUGUAUUUUUCCAGUAGCAUUCCAGGAGAGUACAUGCAGGCCAAUCAUGAAAUACUGUACUUAAAAUUCAUGCUUAAGGAACAUAGCAGCAUGCAAAUACUCAGUACUAAUGGUUAACAUAAAAAAAAAAGAUUCUGAAAUUCAGUCAUACUAUACACAUGGAAAUAAAUCAGUUUAUGUGAAGUAGUCUCUAUCUUGAAUGAAAUGGCAAACCUGACAGAAAGUGUAAUUUCAGUUCCAACUGUGCUUCCAGAUUUUAUGGUAAAUACAUAUUUCCAUGCAGUUCAUGAUGAAUCAUUUGAAUGUGCGCACAUGCAGCUGGCAUUCAAGAGAUGUAUAAUCUAUAAUUUCAGAGGUUUUAAUUAUUGUUUUCUUGAUUUCAUUGUUUUCAAACAUGUUCAUUGCUUAUGGGUUUGUUAUUGGCAGGUCUCUUGGGUGUUAGAUUCUUUCCUGCUAAUGGCAAGGAUCUUUGGAUUUUAAAAAUGAAAAAUCUACAUGGAUAAUUUUGCCUCUAGCUCUGUGGAUUGCAGACAAGUUAGUGGCCACCCAUGAAGAUGAAACCCUCAGAACUUGACUUUUAUGAAAAAAAAAAAAAAAAAAAAAGAAGUUUAAAUAGUGUUCUAAAUAGUGUUCUGAGUUGGUUACUCCUGGGAAGUUUGACAUUCUGCAAUAGACUGCAUGUUUCACAGUGAGCUUUUGGCAUAUUCCUUGCACCUCCUGUGACAGCAGCACUACUGCUGCCAGCACUGUUAGCACUCUGCCUUUAAAACUCUUGGUCUAUAGCUUUUGUACCUCUGCAGCUGACCCGCUCUGUGGCUUUAAAGGGAAAUUGUUCCUUGUCUUUGGAGGUCUGUGGAACAUGUAAUGGGUUUUUUUCACUUGUGUUGCCAGAUUCACUCUAUUAGAGGAACACCUGAAGCUUCCAGUGUCAGGAGCCUGUAACAGUUGCCUUAGCAGGCAGCCUGUGAUGCAGGAGCAGUGCAGGCUGUGUCCCCUGCUGCAGAGCAGGCACACUGAGGGACCAUUGCAGCACAACACACAGGGGGCAGGUCAGUUCAGGCUGUAAAGAGAUGGAGUUCUGGAGCUCAGUUUUGAUGAAAAGAUCAUUGAACCAUUAUAUCUAGUUUGAAAUUGGUGUUUAACUGCUUUUACUGAAAGCCUUAUGUUCUUCUGAAUUGUUUUGGGAGCAAUAAGAAGGCAGCAUAAGAAGUCACUUUAUCACUGUUCAACAGAAGUUGGAGCACAUCAGAGGAGGGCAAACUGAAAAACAUACCAACACAGGACUACUCUGUCCAUUUCUUCUUGUGGUCAAAGUAUAACUGAGUGGUUGCUGUGGUGGAAUCAUUCCUCAAAUGUCCUUGGUGGCUUCUUGCUGUUUUCAAAAAUUGUGGUGAUGAGAUAAUGAGAAGACAUCUAAAAAUGUUGGGUUUUCUGAGUGGAAUUCCAGAAGAUGUUGCAAUAUUUUGUGUGUUCAUUUUGUUCUUAAACAGUAAAGACAAUUUGAUGAGCUGCUA
Apus apus (common swift) is the source of this 5380-nucleotide messenger RNA. RefSeq names its product zinc finger protein 438 (gene ZNF438). The coding region runs from base 1171 to 3699 and encodes 842 amino acids. Gene Ontology annotation, biological process: regulation of transcription by RNA polymerase II. Lineage: Eukaryota; Metazoa; Chordata; Aves; Apodiformes; Apodidae. The transcript has 8 exons. Gene Ontology annotation, molecular function: DNA-binding transcription factor activity, RNA polymerase II-specific; sequence-specific DNA binding. Gene Ontology annotation, cellular component: nucleus. The record is from RefSeq and is a predicted model, not a curated record.